Molecule: messenger RNA, 8625 nt
Organism: Thunnus maccoyii (southern bluefin tuna)
Lineage: Eukaryota; Metazoa; Chordata; Actinopteri; Scombriformes; Scombridae
Product: fibrillin-1
Exons: 25
Coding region: 1-7779 (2592 amino acids)
Biological process (GO): cell-matrix adhesion
Molecular function (GO): calcium ion binding
Source: RefSeq, a predicted model, not a curated record
AUGUUGGAUAAGUUUCCACUCCUGUGGCUGAUCAGUCUAUUGGCAGUGCUGGAAUACUGCUGUGCAGUUGCUGACCCGAAGGACUGUGAGGCAGCAGGCAGCAAAUGCCACCCCCAGGCCGAGUGUCUGAAGGUCAAAAACAAUUUCACCUGUGUGUGCCGUAUGGGCUAUCAGGGUGAUGGUCUUCUGUGCAACGACAUCAAUGAAUGUCUUAGUGGCCUACACAGCUGUCACCCAAAGGCUCGCUGCAACAACACCCUGGGCAGCUACAGCUGUGUCUGUCUCAAUGGAUACAUUGGAGAUGGCACUAACUGCAAGGAUAUCGAUGAGUGUCAAAAAGAAAACGGGGGUUGCCACUCCAGCGCUGUCUGUACUAACUCUGAGGGUGGGCGACAGUGCCAGUGUAAAGUCGGUUUUACAGGCAAUGGCUUCCAAUGCACUGAUAUUAACGAAUGCGCUAACCAAAGGAUUUGCCACUGGAAUGCCACCUGCACCAACAACCCUGGAUCCUAUGUGUGUACCUGUAAUGCCGGCUAUAAGGGAAAUGGAAACUACCUGUGUCUGGAUAUAGAUGAAUGUUCAGAGACUCCACAUGUGUGUUCUUCCUCACUUGGCUACAAAGGCUGUAAAAAUCUGCCUGGCACUUAUCGCUGCACGUGCAGCAGUGGCUUUGAAAGCAACGGGCAGAGCUGUGUGGAUAUUGACGAAUGUGCAAGCAAUAUCUGCAGUCUAUACGCAGACUGCGUAAACACAAUGGGGUCAUACCGGUGUACCUGCAACAAGGGAUUUGUAGGAAAUGGACUGACAUGUGCAGACAUAAAUGAAUGCGAGGAAGACAGUCAAUGUGACCCCAAUGCUGCUUGUAUCAACAGGCUGGGGAGUUAUGAGUGCUCCUGUCUUGGGGGGUUUGUAGGAGAUGGACGACUGUGCGAGGAUAUCGAUGAGUGUGCAACACCUGACAUCUGCCCUCGUACCACUACCUGUGUCAACACUGGUGGGUCAUAUUACUGCGACUGUGGCAGUGGCUUCAUCUUCAAUAAUUCCAAGUGCCAUGACCUGGAUGAGUGCGCAGCAGGCCUCUGUAGCCCCUAUGCCUCCUGCACAAAUUCACCUGGCUCUUUCUCAUGUCAGUGUGCAGCAGGUUACAGGGGAGACGGCUUCACCUGUGAAGAUGUGGAUGAAUGCUCACUGGCUAAGCAAUGCCACUCCAAUGCCCGUUGCACUAACCUUCCUGGUACCUACAACUGCACCUGUCAGGUGGGUUAUUCUGGAGAUGGAGUGAUCCAGUGCAAGGAUGUGGACGAGUGUCUGGUGGAUAAUGGAGGUUGCAGAAACAAGGCUACAUGUGUCAACAACGAAGGUUCCUUCUCUUGCCUGUGCCUUUCGGGCUUUGUCUUGGUUAACCAAACUUUUUGCCAGGAUAUAAAUGAGUGCAAGGAACUGACCAAUCCAUGUGGGGUGAAUGAAAAAUGCAAGAACAUCGACGGGUCAUAUGAAUGCCCCUGCCAUGUCGGUUACUACCGCCCUGCCACCAACAUGGACUGUGUUGAUAUGGACGAAUGUAAAGAUAACCCUUGCCACGUAAACGCCACAUGCCUCAACACAAUUGGGUCGCACACUUGCACCUGUAAGCGAGGUUUUGCAGCAAAUGGCACCCAGUGCGAGGAUAUAGAUGAGUGCUCUGCAGCGGGUGCAUGCCACCCACGGGCGCUAUGCACCAACCUUAUAGGGGACUUCCUCUGCUCCUGUCAGCAGGGUUUCAUAGGUGAUGGCUUUGCAUGUCAAGAUGUGGACGAGUGUGUCCUCUCUGAUACCAUUUGCCCGGCCUUCUCAAAGUGUAUCAACUCCCCUGGUGCGCAUGUCUGCUCGUGUUUGAAUGGUACAGUGGCCUUCAAUGACACCUGUGCACCACCCAGUCCACUGUGUGACCCUGCCUGCCACAUUCAUGGCUUGUGCCACUAUUCGUCUGCUGGAUACCAGUGUGUGUGUGACCUGGGUUUCGUGGGUGAUGGGCUGACUUGCUCUGAUGUGGAUGAGUGCCAGAGGGAAAACAUUUGUCCUGAUAAUGAAACUGAGUGCGUGAAUAAGCCAGGAUCAUUUUCCUGUGUCUGCAAACAAGGCUACACACUCAAUGGAACAAAGUGUGCCGAUGUGAAUGAGUGUGAGACAGGACUACAUGAGUGCAGUGAGUUUGCCCAGUGUGUCAACACAGUCGGCAGCCAUUCCUGCUUCUGUCUCAGCGGCUUCACAGGUGACGGGAAGAACUGCUCUGACUUUGAUGAGUGCCAAGUCCAAAAUGGAGGAUGUCAUCCCAUUGCCAGCUGCACUAACAUGCCUGGAUCUUUCAACUGUACCUGCCCACCCGGCACGGAGGGCAAUGGCUUUGACUGCCAGGAUGUAAACGAGUGCGAGCAGAACUCCACCCUGCCACACAACUGCAGUGCCCAGGCUUUGUGCCGCAACACAAAAGGAUCCUACAUCUGCCUGUGCCAGGAUGGAUACCAGGGUGACGGCUUUGUUUGCAAGGAUGUGGAUGAAUGUCAGCUGGCCACAGCCUGUAGCUUGAACAUGACAUGCAACAAUACGCCUGGUUCCUACACCUGUUCGUGUAUCCUGGACCAGGUGUAUGACAAGGGCACAUGUGUUAGUGAAGACACCUGCCUGAAUGCUAGAGGCGUCUGCCACCCUCUUGCUGAGUGCCACCCAUAUCAGGGUUCCUUCUACUGCAAGUGCGAAGAUGGUUAUCAAGGCAGUGGCACUGAAUGUUGGGAUGUGGACGAAUGUGACCAAUCACAAGUUCAAACCUGCCCUGCCUUCUCCUACUGCUUCAACACUAAUGGCUCCUACAUUUGUGAGUGCUGGGAAGGUUUUCUAGACAAUGGGACACAUUGUCAGGACAUGGAUGAAUGUAUGACGGAGAACUUCACCUGCCCUGACAACAGCACCUGUACUAAUGUAGAGGGGAGCUACAAAUGUACCUGCGAUCCAGGCUUCUCAGGCAAGGGCUCCCUGUGUUUGGAUGUAGAUGAGUGCUCCCUCAGCCUCAUCCAGUGCCCAAAUUCAUCCAAAUGCCUAAACACAGUGGGAUCUUUCUUCUGUGAAUGCUGGGAAGGUUACCAAGGCAACAAUACUGGCUGUGAGGAAAUCAAUGAGUGCCUUGACAACUCUACCUGCCCUGAGCACAGCACAUGCAUCAACACCAAUGGUAGCUACCUGUGUCUUUGUGACACUGGAUUCUCCAGCAUGGAUGACUUGUGUGUGGACAUCGACGAAUGCAGUGACACUGAGCUUGGGGAUCUUUGCACCAAUGGGACAUGUGUGAAUGCUAUCGGCUCUUAUUACUGCGAAUGCAUCAAAGGAUUCUGGAGUAAUGGAACAAAGUGUGUUGAUGUGGAUGAAUGCUCUGACUCCCUCAACUCUUCAGUGUGUCAGCCCCAUUCUACAUGCAUCAACAUCCCUGGGUCUUACCACUGCCCCUGUAAUGAGGGGUUUGUUCUCAAUGGCACGGAGUGUCAGGAUGUGGAUGAGUGUCAUGACCCAGAUGGUACCCCAUGCCCUGAGCACUCGUUAUGUAACAACACAGCGGGGUCUUUCUUCUGUCUGUGCUCUCCUGGGUACAAACCCAUUAGUUUGGGCUGUGAGGAUAUCGACGAAUGCAAAGACAACACCACCUGCCGCUUUGACCAGGUGUGCACCAACCUGCCUGGAGCGUACAACUGCUCUUGUCCACUGGGGUAUCACGAGGAGAAACAGGCAUGUGUUGACACCAAUGAAUGUGAGAAUUCACCAUGCCACCCCUUGGCACGAUGCUGGAACACCCCUGGCUCCUUUUCAUGCCACUGCCCUCUGGGCUUUGCUGGAAAUGGCUCUUGGUGCAAAGAUGUGGACGAGUGUGUCGCCCUGACCAAACCAUGCCACCCUCUUGCUCACUGCUACAACUCCCCGGGGUCAUUUGUAUGUGUGUGUAUGCCUGGCUUCAUGAGUAUUGGGCCACUGUGUGUAGAUUUUGAUGAGUGCCAACAGACUAAUGGACAGUGUCACUCUGCUGCCACCUGCUCCAACCAUGUAGGAGGUUUUAAAUGCUCCUGUAGUCGUGGCUGGAAUGCCACCAAAAACAACGGUCAUGGAAAAGGAGGAUGUGUGGACUUGGAUGAGUGCUUGUCACACAUAGCAUGUCCAGGGCAAACAUCCUGUACCAACCUGCCAGGGUCUUACACCUGUUCCUGUCCAAAAAACAGCACAGUGUGCAAAGGGAUUACUCAGACGGGAGCGAUAGCUCAGACGGAGAGCAACCUGUAUCCCUUUGGAGAAGAGGUUGGUGAUAAAGGAGUAAAGGUGGACACAGAAGAUGGAAACUCCCCAUACAUCACACCGCCAAUGGGUUUCCCCUUUAUGGGGAAACUGUAUGACAGGGUUUAUUUCUCUGAUGAUGGCCUUGUCCAGUUUCAAUCUGCUGCUGAGAAUGAGCAGUACCUGCUUCCAGCUCCUUUAUCCAGUGGGUUCCCCAACAACAUGAAUGUGACUCUGUUGGCGGUUUUCUGGGAUGAUGCUGACCUCACCCAGGGGGACGGACGGUUGCUCUAUCAGGAAUACCAUAAGCUGGAUAUGUCAGAUGUUUACUCCCAGAUAGUUUUUAAUCGUACAGCAGAUGAAGUGACAAAAUUUGAGGAGCGGAUAGGCAAGCCUGCUUUUACCCCUGCCUGGAUCCUCAAGAUCACCUGGGACCAUGUGAUGCCAGUCUCUUACCAGAAAAUCAAUUUCUCAGAGACUAACACUUUCCAGUGUAUCCUGACCACAGAUGGAGCACGCUCCUUUGCCCUCCUGCGAUACGGUGAGAUGCUCUGGGGUCCUGGCCAGAGGCAAUACCACGACGCUAUCAUCGGCUAUACAGAUGGAAAAAACUUCCACAAGGAGCCCACUGUUCCCCCAGGAAACCUAUUCGGCCCUGGGGGUAGAUACAGGCCCCAGGAGGUGAAAGGGACCUUGGGAAAGAUAGGCCAGCUGGUGUAUAAUUUAACAGGAUCAACAGAGUCAGACAUGGAUCCCAAAAUCAUGUGCCAGGCAUGGGCGAUGAAGGAGCCUGAUCCCACUGAGUGGACAAAGGGGCUGUCCUCAUGUCCCUGUACCCGCACUCAGGCUCUGGAGGACCUGUCCAUCUUGCAGGAUACCACUGAUCCAGGUUCAAGAGUGAAGAUGCUGAGGGGUCAGCGCUGGGGUGGUGUUGAGGGGCACACCUUCCAGUCAACUCUUGCAAACAAACAUGGUUCGGGGAAGAGAUGUGUGUACGAACCUGAGGGGCCUCUGCUGGCUGGGUACAAUGAACGCUACUUCUACGGACACAGCACACAAAAGCAUAUCGAUGAAGAUCUCCUGCCAUUUCAAUGGUGUUGCAUUGAGUCUCCUCUAUGCCACCUUUACCUCAACAAGAGGCCCCUGGACCGUUGCCAGGGUUACAGCUGGGCCGGUCCUGGCGGCUGCACCCCAGCCAAGAAGGCAACACAGGGUAUAGCAAUGGUGUAUGGAAGCCUCCAUUUCAUCACCUUCGAUGGGACGGAGUACUCCUUCAAGGCCCUGGGGGAGUUUGUGAUAGUGCGCCUAUCUUCCAACACAGGCUCUAAUAUCUUCACCCUGCAAGGGCAGACUGAAAAGCUAUACACAGACGCAAAGGGGAUCAUUGAGGUCCCAGUGGUGGUGCGUAUGGCUGCGUUCCACCAGGGCAUCGGCAAGAUUGAAUGGAGAUGUGCCGAGAAAAGAGAAGGACUGCGGGUUUUUGUGGAUGAUGUUGAGGUUCCAGUCACUAUUGGUGUCGUGCACAUGGGGGAGAGGGACUUUGCUGUACGCUGUAUGUCAGUGAAUCGCUGUGCAGCGGUGUAUGCCAGUGGUCUCCAUGUGGUGGCGUGGCGAGUUGUAGGCCACAGUCAGCUGGCAGCCAUGGUGGAGGUUCCUCAGACCUUCUACAACCGCACUGUGGGGCUAAUGGGUCUCUGGACUUCUAACCGCUCUAAUGAUUUCCUCAUGUCCGACGGCAGGCUCCUCCCCUCAACUGACCUCAACCCCCCUUCAGAGGAGAGUCUGCAUUACUUUGGGCUGUCCUGGGCAGUUCCAGUACCAGAGAGCCUGUUGUUCUCUCAACCUCCACUGGUUCCACUGGAGCCUAUCUCCUCUAAAGACCUGCUGGAAAGCAUCAGUCCUGCUGCGGCGGAAGACCUGAGGAGAACCUGCAAAGGCAGCAUGCAGUGUGUCCAUGACACCCUAGCGUCCGACAGCUCUGACCUGGGCCUGUCAACUCUGGAUGCCAAAAAGCAAUACCAAAAUCUGGCUCUAAUCUAUGGCAACAUGCCUCCCAUAGUGACAGAGCCCACAGUGAUCCAUGGUAAGGUAAACUCUACUGUCAACAUUCAGAUUGUUGCCCAGGACCCUAAUGGAGACCCUAUCACCUAUUCACUGCUCUACCCCAGACCUCCACGGGCUUCCAUUGGCAGCGGUGACGGUUACCUGACAUGGACGCCUCUCACUACUCAGCCUGUCCAGCUGACCAUCAAGGUCAGUGAUGAGCUCACCAGCUCCCUGUUCACCCCCAUCCUGCGUGUUUGCAACUGCCUCAACGGAGGAACCUGCCAGUAUGACAGCAUCACUGAAAAUCACCAGCAGGGAAAGUUCCAGGUGGUGGGGUGCCUGUGCCCAAAGGGGUUCAGCGGCAAGUUCUGUGGGAGCACUGCAGACGUAUGUCAAGGCAAGCCAUGUUUCCGAGGGGUGCAGUGCCAGUCCGAGUCACUGCCCAGCCAGUUCACCUGUGGAGAGUGCCCUGAUAAUACUGUCUCCAAGGGAAAACAGGGAUACAAGUGCUUUGAGCAUGACAUGUGCAUGCCUCCUUUCCCCUUCCCCUGCCACAAAGAUGCGAACUGCUACAGCACGAAACAAAACUACACCUGCAAAUGUAAGCCUGGAUUUAGCGGAGAUGGACGCAACUGCACAGAUAUAGACGAGUGUGCGAACAUCUCAACCUGUCCCAAUGCCAAGUUUGAGUGUAAGAACAAGCCAGGCUCUGUCGACUGCUCCUGUAGAUACCAGAACACCAAGGACACUGAUGGAUGUGGUGACUCUGCCAAUCCUCCAGGGUGUAAUGUGUUCAACGUCUCUGUUAGCUGGAAGAAGAACAGAUAUGAUGGACUCAGACAGCUGGUGGAAAUCCUGUCCCUGGGUUUCCAGAACAAAUUCUACAACGCCAGUAAAAAGGAACUAGGACAGGGCUCCGUUCUGGGUCUGGAUGAAUAUCGCAUCAAUGUGUCCAGUGACACACCCCACUGGUACAUCAGAGACUACCUGGCCAGAGUUAGCAGGCACUAUGACAUCAGUACUGUAGAAGUUGACGAUCUGGAUGAGUGUAAGGCCAAGGAGGCGGUGUGCAUCCACCCUGCCCUCUGCACCAACACUUAUGGAGGCUACAAGUGUGUUUGCAACAGCACAACCGAUGUGGAUAACACCCAGUCUUGCAUAAUAGAUAGAGACAAAGUGCUCAAUAAGGAGCUGGACCUUGUUCUGGGCCUGGUCCUGGGCAUCGGCCUCCCCCUGCUCCUGCUGCUCCUCCUGGCUACGCUGGCCUGUUUCUGCUGCUGCAAGAAGACCGUGACUGGAGACCUGCCACACUCGUUGCCAGACUACAUACAGGAGCAGUACAACCCUCCGCCCUUCAACUACGCCGACCCUGCUCUGCACUACAUGACCCACUGCAGCCCGCGGAUCAUAGACAACAUCACACCUCGGCAACGCCUCAGAUAGCACAUAGUAAAACCACACACAUGUGCAAAUCACUGACACACACUUUGAGACACAGAAAAAACAAUAGCAUGCACACUCGCACGCAGAAAUGUAAAUACAAACACAGUGCAAGCACUUUUAUGUUACGCUGUAUAUGUUUUAUAAUGACAAGAUAAAUGACUUAUUUAUAUUGUAACAAACAAGUAAUUAAACCUGAGUGACUUUAAAGUCAAUUAUUUCCAGUCCUCUCCGCUGAGCGAUGGACCUGCCAAGUUUGAGCUAGAAGUUUUUUUGCCUGGACAACAGUUUACAGUGGGAGUCUGACCCAGCAGAACUCGACAAUGUCUUGGCUGGAGAUGUUGAUGAAAAGUAAACCACUGCAGUGGUCUUCAGUUUCCAGCUGACCCUAGGCCAACAGCCUCCUUGAUAGCAGCAUUAGCAUUUGCCAGAAUACCUGGCGUCAGGCUCCUGCCUUCUGCUCAGUUAGUCAGUAUGAAGUUUGUUAUGGUUCUAAUCCAUAAUGUAAUGCACCCAUGUUUGGAAAAUCAGUAUCACUCAUAAUCACCACAGCAUAGUUGAUUCAAUUUUUAUUGUUAUUAUUUUGCAUACACAGGACUUUACCUACAAUCCAUAAAAUAUACAAUACUGUCACUUUUUUCAAAAAGCAUUUAUCUCAUUUUGGAAUCACACUCUUAAGUUAUUGUUCAUUGGUGGAUUGUUUCCCGGUUUAUUUAACACAGUAGAGAAAUUCAGUGUUUCAACUGAUAGCUGUCUUCUCUAAAGCUGGACUGUCACUACAUGUAAAACAAUGUGUAAAUAUGAUGUAAAUCAAUAAAAAAAAAUGUAAUUUUAUCAACCUUGUGCAGC